UCAGUCAAAGGACAUUUAAAUGUCCACACUGGACCUCACAGCGCCGCAACAACGCGAAGCAAACCGCCGCUCAAACUCGGUUUAUUCUGCCCGUCGCUGCUCUUACUGGUCACAUCCAGCCGCCAUUUGGGCUCAGUCGGUCCGGGAAGCUUCAGAUGAAGAUGAGCGAUGAAGAGGAGUGUCUGCAGAGAGCCAGAGCCGGGUUCGAGGACCUGUGUCGGGCUUUAAACAUGGACGAAGAGGCGAGCAGCGAGGCUUGGAGAACCUACGAGAACAUCAACAGGAACUUUACUUUAGAGGGCAGCGAGCUGCACUGGUUGGCCUGCUCGCUGUACGUGGCCUGCAGGUCCUCGGUGCCGACGGUGGGAAAAGGCACCGCCGAGGGCAACUACGUCUCUCUGACCAGGAUCCUGCGCUGCUCAGAGAUGAGCCUGAUAGAGUUUUUUAAUAAGAUGAAGAAGUGGCAGGACAUGGCCAACCUGCCUCAGGAUUUCCGUCAAAGCACCAACAAGCUGGAGAGAAACUUCACCGUGUCGGCAGUCAUCUUCAAGAAGUACGUUCCCAUCUUCAAAUCCAUCUUCAAAGCCCCGUCAGAGGAGCCGCCGCGAGUUCACCGCAGCCGCAAACAGAGACGCCAUCCCUGCACUGUGAGCGAGGUCUUCAACUUCUGCUGGGUUUUGUUCGUCCAUGCUAAAGGGAACUUCCCGAUGAUCAGCGACGACCUGGUGAACUCGUAUCAUCUGCUGCUGUGUGCUCUCGACCUCGUCUUCACCAACGCUCUGCUGUGCAACGCCAGGAAAGACCUGCUCAACCCCAACUUCAGAGGUCUACCAGAGGACUUCAGCAGUAAAGACUACAGACCGGCCCCGGGUCCGUACUGCUUCAUAGAGCAGCUGUGUGAGCUGCACGACGGACUGGUUCUGGAGGCCAAAGGAGUCAAAGAACACUUCUGGAAACCUUUUAUCAAGAAACUCUUCCACAAGAGGAUCCUCAGAGGAAAAGAGGACGGUCUGACCGGCUUUCUGGAUCCCAUGAACUUUGGAGACAGUUUUUUAUCUCUCAGUCGGGUGUAUGAGGAACACAUUCUGGCCACCGGCAGUCUGGACGAGAGGAUCUUCACCGGGGAGGGAGCGAGCGAGGACAUCGGUACCCCGGGGCCCUGCCUGUGUGAAGGUGUGGAGAACCAGGACAGCGCCACCUACAGGCUCCACACCAGCCUCACUGCCUCAGCUCUGAAGGUCUCCACGCCUCUGACAGGCAGGAAGUACGUUCAGGAGAACCGUUUGGCGUCCCCGGUCUCAUCCGCCAUGAAGAGUGUCGGACGACUCCACACCCUGCUGUCAGGAACCAAACAGGGGCCGAGCGCUAAGCUAACAGAAACUCUCAGGAACUGUGCCAGAGACCCCAGUGAUGUCAUCAGCAAGCGCCUGAAGGACAUGUUUGAGCUUUUCUCUCAACAUUUCGAGGGCAGCGGGGCAGAGAACAGGGGGAUGGGGAGAGAUAUGGCAGUGAAAUACUUCCACCUGGCGGAGGCGCUCUACUACAGGAUCCUGGAGUCCAUCAUUGAGAGAGAAAAGAUGAUCCUGGGAGACGCUGACCUGUCGUGUAUUCUGGAGCAGGACGUCUUCCAUCGCUCCCUGCUGGCCUGCUGUCUGGAGAUCGUCAUCUUCUCCUACAGACCUCCAGGAGACUUCCCCAACCUGAUCGGCAUCUUCCAGCUCCCCGCCUAUCACUUCUACAAGGUGAUUGAGGUGUUGGUGCGGUCCGAGCAGGGUCUGUUUCGGGAGGUGGUGAAGCACCUGAACCAGGUGGAGGAGCAGGUUCUGGAGAGCCUGGCCUGGACCAGCGACUCUCCGCUGUGGGAAAGCCUCCAUGCUGCCAAAGACCAGGUUCCUGCCUGCCAGCAGGUGAUGCCUCCUCAGUAUUUGGAACAGAACGAUGAAAGCAGCUCAGGCAUCAUUCCUCUCACUCCCAUCAACCACGGACCGGACCUCAACACCAGCAGCACCAUCAAAGGUGUGUCCCCCUCCCCUACCACCCUGCUGGACCGGUACAGCUCUCCACCAACCGGUUCGGCUCGUCGUCGUCUGUUUGUCGAGCCGCUGGACGGCGAGCCUGGAGUCACUUCCACCAGUACAGCCCCGGCCGCCGUGACCAAGACCGGCCAGGCUGGCCUAGUUACAGCCAUCCCGGCCGGGCAGACUGUUGUCACUGUGGCAACCGCUACCGUUACCGCCAACAACGGGCAGACUGUCACCAUACCUGUGCAAGGUAUAGCCAAUGAGAGCGGAGGCAUCACCUUCAUACCAGUCCAGGUGAGCGUGACUGGGCAGGGUGGAGCCACGCUGCACCCGCUGUCUGCACAGACUCUAACCGGCACUCUCACCGUCCAAUCAGCUGCCACCAAACCAGCUGCCAAACCAGCCAGCAAUCCGCUGAGGAAGGGCUCACUGUCACUGUUCUUCAGGAAGGUGUACCACCUGGCCAGCGUGCGUCUCAGAGAUCUUUGUGCCAAACUGGACAUCUCGUCAGAGCUGAGGAGGAAGAUCUGGACAUGUUUUGAAUAUUCUCUGGUUCACUGCACCGACAUGAUGAUGGACCGUCACCUCGACCAGCUCCUCAUGUGUGCUGUUUAUGUCAUGGCAAAGGUGACCAAAGAAGACCGAUCCUUCCAGAACAUAAUGAAGUGUUACCGCACUCAGCCUCAGGCCAACAGCAAUGUGUACAGGAGUGUGUUGAUCUCAAGAGGGAGGAGGCGUCACUCAGGCAGCAACGACACCAACAAAUCUAACUCAUCAGACACCAACCAGGAUCCAGCAGGUGGAGACGUCAGUCCACUUCCUGUUCGCUCCAGCAGCACCUUACCAACGCCGCAGCCUGGCAGUGCCCCCUCCACCCCCUCCAAUAAGAACUCCCCCUCCUCCUCCUCCUCCUCCUCCUCCUCCUCCUCUUCGUCCUCCUCCGCUGUGGGUGAGGGUGAGGAGGAGCGAGGAGACCUGAUCCACUUCUACAACAACGUUUACAUCAAACAGAUGAGAAGCUUUGCUCUGAGAUACUCAGCGAGCUCUCCGUCUGCGGGGGUGGAGUCCCCCCCUCUGUGUCCGUACCCCACCCUGAGGACUGGCUCCCCCCGUCGGAUGCUUCUGUCCAGCAAACACUCAAUCUACAUCUCACCUCACAAGACAGGCUCCACCCCCCACCAACCACCCCCCCGGGACAAGAUUUACUACUACAUCUGCAGCAGCCCCCCCAAUCGUCUUCAGGAGAUCAACAGUAUGAUCCGUACUGGAGAGACUCCCACCAGGAAGCGCAGCAUGCCUCUGGAGGAGGAGACGUCACCCAAGAGGGUUUGUCCCGACAACCACUCUGCUCUACUGCGCCGCCUGCAGGAUGUCGCCAACGACCGCAGCUCCUCCCACUGAGACCGCACGCACACACACACACACACACACACACACAGACAGACAGACAGACAGACAGACAGACAGACAGACAGACAGACACACACACACACACAGACACAGACACAGACACACACACAGAGACACACACACACACACACACACAGAGACACACACACACACACACACACAGACACACACACACACACACACACAGACACACAGACACACACACACACAGACACACACACAGACACACACACACACACACACACACACACACACACACACACACACACACACACACAGACACACACACACACACACACACACACACAGACACACACACACACAGCACACACACACACACACACACACACACACACACACACACACACACACACACACACACAGGGACACACACACACACACACACACACACACACACACACACACAGAGACACACACAGAGAGACACACACAGACACAGACACACACACACACACACACACAGACAGACACAGACACACACACACACUCACACACAGACACACACACAGACACACACACACAGACAGACAGACACAGACAGACACAGACAGACACAGACAGACAGACAGACAGACAGACACACACACACACACAGAGACAGACACACACACACACAGAGACACACAGAGACACACACAGACACACACACACACACACACACACACACACAGAGACACACACACACACACACACACACACACACACACACACACACAGACACACACACACACAGACACACACAGACACACGCACACACAGACACACACACACACACACACACACACACACACACACAGACACACACACAGGGACACACACACACACACACACACACACACACACAGAGACACACACAGAGAGACACACACACACACAGACACACACACACAGACAGACACACACAGACAGACACACACACACAGACACACACACACACACACACACACACACACACACACACACACACACACAUACACACACACACACACACACAGACACACAGUGACAAACCACCUUCAUCAUCCAACCGUCAGCAUACAGGAUCGACUGUGUCUCAGGAGGCAGAGCGGGUCGUCCACUGAUCAGAAGGUUGUGGGUUCGAUGCCCGGCUCCUCCCGCUGCAUGAGGAAGUGUCCUUGAGCAAGAUACUGAUGCUGCUCCUGUAUGUUACUGUAUGAUUGUACAGUAGAGUGGGUGAAUGUGUAGCAUAAAGCGAGACAGGCGCCGUACAGUACAGUUCAUUUACCCUUUAACAGAUCACAGGAGCACAGUGAGCUCACACCUGCUACAACAUUUCUGAUUGGUUCAGUCAUUUCUGUUGAGCUCACAACAACAAAGUGAGUCUAAAAGAGUCUGUAAGAUGGCACCAACACCCCUGUGCACUCACACAGGUGUUACAACAACUGGAAGCAGUCCGCAGGUGGAGUUGAUUACUGCAGUCCAGAAUCUCACUCCUCCUUUCUUUCUGAUGUCCAGCCACAGUUUAACCUCCAUAAAUCCUCAAAUCAGAGAAAAAAGACACUUCAGAACUCAGAGAAUCAUGGUUUCUUCAGGAAUCCAGUGUCUGCUAACAGGAGCUGCUUACAGCUACUGUUAAUGGACGUAGUCUCAGUCCAUCAACUGAGACUCAGAUUAAGCUAUAAGGCGGGGGCAGGGUUGGAUCAAUAAUCAAUGAAAAGGUGGCGAUGGAUCAUCACUGCGUUCUGUAGGAAGAGAAGGAAGCGUUAGUAUUAUGUUCAUUCCAUCCAUUUAUUGUCUGUUUCCCAUGAAGUCACUGAAGAGAAGGUGUGAUGAAGCAGCAGCUUUAUUUUUACGUGUUCUUCUUGUAUGUGUGUUUUCUAUCUUUAUACUAAUGACAAAUAUGAUUUAAGUUCUAUUUCACCGUUAGUUUACAAAAAGUUUCAUUUCAAAAACACUUGAUCAUGUAAAACUGCUCCCUGGUUGUUUUUAAUGAGAGGUGUCAGUUAAAGGGCUCCACGUUGAUGUUACACCAGCAGACUGAAACUGUUUGAGUUUUAACUCGCCGACCACCGUCGGGAUGAGGAGUGUAAAUAUUUGUAUAAAAAGAGAAGAUAUUUUAUGGAGGUGAUGUAAGUUAAGUGCCUUUAUUUUGUACUCAUUGUAUCUGUCUGUUUACAUCCAACAAACUUUACUUUUAUUAGACUUUCUUGAUGGAAUAAAUAAAAUGUUUAAAGUGA
Dicentrarchus labrax (European seabass) is the source of this 5650-nucleotide messenger RNA. It is a transcript of the gene rbl2, whose product is annotated as retinoblastoma-like 2 (p130). The record is from RefSeq and is a predicted model, not a curated record. Gene Ontology annotation, biological process: negative regulation of G1/S transition of mitotic cell cycle; cell differentiation; regulation of transcription by RNA polymerase II. Gene Ontology annotation, molecular function: RNA polymerase II transcription regulatory region sequence-specific DNA binding. Gene Ontology annotation, cellular component: nucleus; chromatin; transcription regulator complex. NCBI's taxonomy places the organism in Eukaryota, Metazoa, Chordata, Actinopteri, Moronidae.